AUGGAUCAAGAUGCUGCUGAAGGAAUUCCAGGUUCCGGAGCAUUCGGGGUUGUGGCAAGGUGCAAAAACAAGUUUGAUCAAAAGCACAGUGCUAUUAAGAAAAUUGCAAUUGGCUCAACACCUGAUGAUUGCUUUGAAUCUGUUAUAAGGGAGGCACGCAUUUGGUCUCUGCUUGACCACCGCAAUGUAGUCAAGUACCAUGGGUGCUGGGUUGAGACGGCAUUUUGGGGAGGACACGAAGGUGGUUUCAUCGCUGAAGAGAAAAAGCCUUGUUUGUAUCUGAAGCUGGAAGCCUGCGACAGUUCUUUAGCUGCCCAAACAAUUAAUGAUUUGAAGAAGAUCUGUGACAUAGUACAAGCUGUAUUGAAGGGACUUGUUUAUCUUCAUUCAAAGGGAAUCGUCCAUGGAGAUAUUAGAGCAGCAAACAUUUUGAUUAGUGAUGGAAAAGCCAAAAUAUGUGAUUUUGGACGAGCCAGUCAUGGCACUGAUCUCGAUCAGAAACAGGACAUUAAGAAGUUUGGGUUACUUAUUGUUGAAAUGCUCGAUCCAAGUGCAUUGCCAGAUGCAAGAUUACGAAGCAGGUUUCCUAAAGAGUUCAAGGCAUUAGCUGAACAACUUGAAGAGAUGACAGCCCCCAACCCGGAGACACGACCAACCUCUGCAGAACUUCUGCGGCAUAAGAAGAAGUUAAUCAAAGCUAUAAUGGGGAUAGAGCUUCGAUGAGGAUACUGUGAAUUCGAUAUAGAACUUGUCUUGUAUGAGAG
Rosa chinensis is the source of this 764-nucleotide messenger RNA. RefSeq names its product interferon-induced, double-stranded RNA-activated protein kinase. Gene Ontology annotation, biological process: protein phosphorylation. Bases 1 to 723 code for a protein of 240 amino acids. NCBI's taxonomy places the organism in Eukaryota, Viridiplantae, Streptophyta, Magnoliopsida, Rosales, Rosaceae. The record is from RefSeq and is a predicted model, not a curated record. The transcript has 6 exons. Gene Ontology annotation, molecular function: ATP binding; protein kinase activity.